Pyrus x bretschneideri (Chinese white pear) is the source of this 849-nucleotide messenger RNA. Its product is annotated as putative disease resistance RPP13-like protein 1. The transcript has a single exon. NCBI's taxonomy places the organism in Eukaryota, Viridiplantae, Streptophyta, Magnoliopsida, Rosales, Rosaceae. The record is from RefSeq and is a predicted model, not a curated record. Bases 1 to 849 code for a protein of 282 amino acids.
AUGAGAAAGUUGAUAAGCUUAAAGCAUCUUUACAUUGGUGGGAGUUACUCAUUGAAGCACUUACCAAAAGGGAUAGGGAGAUUAACAAGUUUGCAAACACUGGACGUGUGUCCUCUGUUUUCUGUUGACAACGACGAAGCAUUUCAAGUUGGAGAUCUGAGAACCUUGAACCACCUUCAGGGAAAUCUCACAAUAAGAAUACUGGGGAAGUUGAAAGAUGGGAGCCAAGUUGGUGAAGCACAAUUGCGGGACAACAAGCAACUUUUUCAUCUCCAGCUUGAUUUUGCUGAAUUGUGCGAGGUUGGAGAAAGCAUUGUACGAAUAAUGAAUGUCUUACGACCACAUGAUAAUCUUGAAUCCUUAGGGAUUGAUGGGAAUUUUGGCUCCACCUGGCCUAAUUGGAUGUUUUCUUUAAAAAAGUUACGAUUCCUUACUCUGCAGGAUAAUUCGGGUUGUGAAAGUUUGCCUCCUCUUGUGAGAUUGCCGUUCCUCGAAAAACUGUACGUAGGGGAGAUGUCGGGUGUAAGAAAGGUUGGUGGUGAGUUUUUGGGAUUAGAAGAUGAUCAAACAUCUUCUUCAUUCAAGUCAUCCUCAUCAAUAUUAUUCCCAAAACUGAAGCAACUCCACUUUUACAAAAUGUCGUCUUGGAAGCGCUGGGAAGGAGUGAAAGGGUGGAACAAAGGGGAUUCUGGAAUCACAAUCAUGCCAUGCCUUUCUUCAUUGGAAAUAAGUCAGUGCUAUGCUCUGGAAACACUGCCAGACUUCCUCUGCAAAAUACCACUGCAGAACCUUACCAUUUUCUGGUGUCCGAAACUUGAAGAACGUUGCAAGCAUGAGGAGAGGCAGUAA